This is a messenger RNA of Daphnia magna, 1809 nucleotides long. Its product is annotated as trypsin-2. The transcript is spliced from 7 exons. Gene Ontology annotation, biological process: proteolysis. The coding region runs from base 132 to 1400 and encodes 422 amino acids. Gene Ontology annotation, molecular function: serine-type endopeptidase activity. The record is from RefSeq and is a predicted model, not a curated record. Lineage: Eukaryota; Metazoa; Arthropoda; Branchiopoda; Diplostraca; Daphniidae.
GACAAAGAUAAGAAGAGCAGGAACCUACCGAUUGCCACGUCUUCAGUCUGUCUUUGAGUAUAAAAGAGCCCAAGACAAAACAAUUGGACAUCGUCUUCGUCGAAUCUAAACGCGCCGAGUACGAGCAUCAAAUGGAAUCUGCGGCUGUAUACCUUUUGCUGUUGUUGGCAGUGGCCAACGUCCAAGCGGCAAGUAUCCAAUAUCCGGCCCUACCUUCCAUUAACUCACGUUCACAACAGCUACAACAAUGGAACAGUCAGGAUGAUCAAGGGCGAACGAAUUUUGGCUAUGCCUACUACGGCCAGGCAGCUUCUAACGUUCGUGACGCUAAUGGACACAUGAUUGGCUCUUGGGGUUACCUGAACCCAGAAGGUACGGAGGUUCGUGCUUCCUACACAGCUGACGAUAAGGGCUUUAAGGUACACUUCAACAACGUCGCUCCUGCUGCCCGUCCGGUAGCGUACGCGCCUGUCGAAGAUGUCCCUGCACAAGACGCUCCUGUUGCCAGUCCCGUAGCGUACGCGUACUCUCCUGUACAAAGUGACGCUGUCAUUUCCAAGGAUGAUGAAAAUCAACCUUCAAUUGCCGAUGAUUCUCGCUGUAUAAGCAACGAACUCCGUGCCAUUUCUCGAAUGUACAGAUCAAAUAACACGUUUAAAAUGACAGAAAGUGAAGAAGCCACUCCGAAUCAAUACCCAUUCUUGGUGUCGCUUGCUACAGGUGACGAGGAAAGUGGAAACCUCGCUAGUUUUUGCGGUGGAGCUUUGAUUACUCCGACCAAAAUCCUAACGGCUGCCCACUGCAUCACUGAGGAAAAAACGGAAACCUUAAUUACGCAUGACCUCCAUGUCAGAUUUGGAAUGCACACGAUUAGCAAAACAUCGAGCGACGCACAGGAAAAAAGAAACGUCGUAGAAAUGAAAAUUCACGAACAAUAUGAUGGCAAGCUUGUUGAGAACGACAUCGCCAUUUUGACACUGGAAUCCCCUGUGGAAUAUACGGACACUAUUCAACCCAUUUGCUUGUCACCGACGUGUUUGGUAACUGACGGAAUGGAAACUAUUGGCAUGGGGUGGGGACAUACCAAAUACGAAGGUAAAGCUUCAGAAUAUCUACGACACGCCGUCAUUCCAGUUGUUAGUAACGAAGAAUGCCAGGCAAUCUACGGUAAAAAGGAUAAUAUUAUCGACACUAUGCUUUGCGCUUAUGGAGGUGAACAAGACACUUGUCAGGGUGACAGCGGCGGCCCUCUUGUGGCCGACUAUGGCGAAUCGAUGUCAGAAUGCCGUUUCGUGCAGGUUGGCGUUGUCAGCUAUGGCCAAGAAUGCGGCCAAACGAAAUAUCCAGGCAUUUACUCGAGAGUUAAUUCAUACCUGGACUGGAUAGCAGAAAAUAUGUAAAACUGUUGACACCCUACGAUGCUUUCAACACGUCCAACCCCCCCUGAUAUGACAAAAGGACGCGAUUUAUUUGGCAUUUUCAGCUUCCCUUAAAUUUAAUUUUAAAAGUGUAUUUUUAUUUAAUUUUUACCCCCUUCCAUUGAAACACUUCAUUUUCCAUGUUUUCCAAGUAAUAUUCUCUGUCCGUACAGUUUAAGUUUUUCACAUUUUAACAGUCUACAUUUUUGAAGAGGGGUUUAUUUUAUUUUUUUUUUGUAGACAUUUCAAAAGGUUUAGGUAAAAAUCUAAAAAAAUGAUACGGAUUUUGUUUCCCUCUACUUUUUUACUGUUUUCCGAGUUGACCACAUUUAAAAGCGGAGUUGCCAAUGUCCGAAACUCUAGAAAUUUUCAAUAAAAGGUUCAGCAAAUA